AUGGAAAGAGGGAGUGGGGAUGGAGUGAAAUGGAAAGUGUUUCAAGUCUUCCAGGUAUUGUCCAUCCAACAUCAAGAAGAAGAGUUAUGUGCUUUUUGUUCUUUGGAUCUCUCCCUCACUCUUUGUGUUUUCCCUUCUCCUCACUAUAGGAGCAAUCCUUUGAUCCCACCUGCUCCUGCUGCCGUUACGUUGGCCGCAGCAUUCGUUGACCGGCCCUGGACGGGUGUCUUCGCCGCAGCAUGUAGAAGGGAUCAAUCGAUGUUGACCUUGCCGAACGAAAGCAAGGUCGCGGUCAUGGCUCGACUCGCAGGAGUGCUUCUGGCCUUCGUGAGGCUUGCGCUUGGCGAGCCAUCCGGCACACCGCCGCAGCCUCGGGAGGUUGUAAAGGGCAUCAGCUAUGGGCCCAUGCCAUGUAAAGAGCCCUGCUGGGUCAGUCAGGACGAUUUCUUCUCGCAGUCCGCGAAGCCCAUGUGGGGCGCCAGGGGCCGAGGAGAUCUCGAGGUGAUCCGUCAGCUGGGCGCCAAUGCUGUGCGUCUCUAUGGCAACAACCCGGAGAACACGCACCGAGACUUUUUGGAUGAAGCCGAGGAGCUGGGCCUUCGAGUGAUUCCAGGUCUGAGCGACUACGACUUCAUCCAAAGCCCCGAGAACUGCCUGACCACGGACUUCAACUGCUACGCCCAGGUGAAGAAGUCCUAUCGAGAGCUCCUUCAAAAGGGCUUUCUACGAGAAGGGCGAUACCAUCCAGCUCUACGAGAGUUGAUCGUCAUCAACGAGCCCGACCUCAAGUUGCCGGGCAUGCAUGCGCCGGUCAGCUUUUGUCGGGGCAUCCUCAGCGCCGUCGACGCCAUGUUGGAUGCUGAGAAGUCCAUGAACCUCACCGGCCCAGGCAUCAACUUCACGGUGGCGUUUUCCUUCGGCGUGUGCAGCACCUGCGGCAACUACACGUCCAGCCCGGCACUGGGUCAGAUGACCAUGCUACGGGCGGCCUUCCGAAACGCCAGCCUCGUGGGUUAUGUGCCCAAGAACAACCUCACGAAGUUCUACGACGAGAGGUUCCACAACAGUUUCAACACGGCGAACCCCGCCUUUCAUCUCCAAGAGAUGUUCCUCAGCAAGUACGAGAAGGAGUUCCCCCACACGCCGGUGAUGAUUCAGGAGUAUCACAACCCCCAUGGUGACGUGGAGAAGGACCUCCGGGACGUGCUGCAAAUGGCACAAGGCUCCAAGCUGCUGAACGGCGUGAACUUCUUCGAGUUCCACGUCCGCUACGACAAGGGCGGCAGCGAGAUGGACUUCGGCAUGUUCCAGCUGGGGGACUUUGCGGUGCAGGACUUCGAUUACUUCGGGGAUUCCUUCAAGGCCUGGUGCCUGGUCCCCGCCAAGUCCAAGGCAGGCGAAGUGCUCCCCACAGCGCUGAUGGCGGCCUACGGCGGAAAAGAACUGGACUUCGCGGAGCUUUGCUUGCCAGACCCUCGCAAGGUGACCUUGACCGCCCAGGGCUACCGGAGCAUCGCAGAGCAGCGACGCCCCGAGAAGAUGCAGAUCUUCGUGGAACGCUUGGUGACCCACAUGGGUGGCAAGGUCUCAGACGCAGCAGCGCUGAGGACCUUCGCACAAAGCUUCGACCGCCGCAGCAUCGCCACCGUGAACGCCAGCAGUCCAGGACCAGGCCAGCUACGGCCCUUCAGCGCCUUGGUCGCGGAGUUGCGACGCCAUCCCAGCUGGGCGGGCUGGAGCGAGUCGACGGCCAGCUGCAUCGCCGACCGGCGGAGUCACGAGCCCGCCGUCGGCAGCGCCGUAGGCGAUGCCUGUCGGCACUUGGAGAUCAUCCAAUGCCACGAGGUGCCCUCGGAGUGUAAGUCGAACAUCUGGGGCGUGGCAGACUACGUCUUCGGAGUCUACUACGCCCAGCAUGGAGGGAAGUCACCCUUGGAGCAUUGCUACUUCAACGGCUCUGCGCGGCUGGGCGACGGGGAGGCGCUCGCGGAGACGAAGAGUGCCUGCGUCGUCCCUCCGACCUGGCGACCGAAACGCCGCCUGCAGAGCGACCAUGGCGACAUGGGCUUUGAAGCUCAGCCACUGGAGCUUUUGGAGGAGGAAGAGGAGGCUGCCUGGUUGCUGGUGCCAGCACUACUGGCGGGCGUUGCAGCCACCGGGACGAUGGGUGCCCUGAUGUCCUGGUGCCGAAGCGCAGAACCCCCGGAGCCGCUGGCGAGCCCCAUCUCAGAGAAGCCGAUCACCAUCCAGGUGAUCCCCGUUGCGUCACACCAGUCGCUCUCCUCGAUGGUCUCGGUGUCCUCCACCGACCUGUUGGCACAGACCGAGUGA
Messenger RNA from Durusdinium trenchii, 2331 nucleotides. Lineage: Eukaryota; Dinophyceae; Suessiales; Symbiodiniaceae. The record is from the annotation of a GenBank genome assembly.